Molecule: messenger RNA, 1332 nt
Organism: Lingula anatina
Lineage: Eukaryota; Metazoa; Brachiopoda; Lingulata; Lingulida; Lingulidae
Product: polycystin-1-like protein 2
Biological process (GO): detection of mechanical stimulus
Cellular component (GO): membrane
Molecular function (GO): calcium ion binding; protein binding; calcium channel activity
Source: RefSeq, a predicted model, not a curated record
AUGGAACUCAAAUCGGACGGCAGCACUCUGACCGUGGAGAACCUUGACCAGCCAAUCAGCAUCUUUGUUCCUGUGACAGAUGGUACAGCUCAACCAAUCAACAUGACUGUUACAAAAGAUGGGCUAAGCAUGGUGAACUUUGAGGUUACUGAUGAUGAGUCCACUGUGGUUCUGUAUCUGGAGUUUGAUAACAGUAGCUUUACUGAUGUGGAUAAGGAAGAGGAAGAUGCUAUGUUGAUAGUGAGCCUGAUGCAGAACUCAAGUCAGAGUGACUUAACUCAGAACACAUCCAGCUGGGAAGUCUUGAAGGUGUUCCAAAUCCCAAUAAGAAACCUCAGCUCAACCUCUGGGCAUUACUUGCUGUCUGCUUCUGUGCCUCACCUCAACCUCUCCUCCUCCUCCUCCUCCUCCCUGUCUGCUGUCUUCUCCCUGAACUCUACCAGCCUCUCAGCUCUGCCUGUGCUACGCGUGUCUAACUUCCAGUCCCGCUGCUUGUACUGGGACCAGGCUGCUGAGCACUGGGAGGGUAAUGGCUGCCAGGUGGGUCCCCUCACCAAUCCCUCUCUGACUCACUGCCAGUGUUCUCACCUCACGGCAUUCGCCAGCGGCUGGCUCAUCAUGCCCAACACCUUCAACUUCCUGGAGACCGUUGCCAAGUUUGCCCAGCUGUCCGAGAACCCCGUGGUCACCAUAUUUGUCGCCAGCAUCCUUGGCGUCUAUCUCCUUCUGCUGCUCUGGGCACGGAGGAUUGAUAGAAACAACAAGGAGAAGGCCAUGGUGAUCAGUCUUCCAGACAAUGACCCCCUAGCAACCUAUACCUACACAGUCAGUGUGUUCACUGGGAGUAGAAGAGGAUCUGGAACUUCAGCCAAUAUCACUAUAACUCUCAUAGGCAGUAAUGGUGAAAGUGACCCCCACCUGCUGUCCAGCCCUCAACGAUCUAAAAUAUUCGGACAGCGCGGAGCUGUGGACUUCUUCAUCAUCAAAACUGCAGCAAGUCUUGGGGAAGUUAAGAAAAUAAGACUGUGGCAUGAUAAUUCAGGGAGUGACCCAGCAUGGUUUUUGAGCAGAGUUGUCAUCCAUGAUUUGAAGGCAGAUCAGAAGUUUUAUUUUAUCUGUCACAGCUGGCUGGCUGUGGAUCUAGGAGACGGCCAGGUCGACCAGGUUUUCAGCAAUGCCACCGACGACGACAUCAGAAAUUUCACACAUCUCUUUAUAAGUAAGACAAAGAUUGGUCUGACAGAUGGUCAUCUUUGGUUCUCCAUCUUUGCGCGACCCACAAUCAGUCAUUUCACCUGUGUUCANAUUGGUGGACCUAUCUCUGCCUAUUGA